UGGCAGGUGGCGCCGGUCCCGUAAGCGCCGGCGCUCCUGAGCCGCCUCCCGCCAUGGGCAGCGCCGAGAGCCGCGAGGGCCGCAGGGCGUCUUUCGGGAUGGACGAGGAGGAGCGGGUCCGGGUGCUGCAGGGCAUCCGGCUGUCUGAAAACGUCGUCAACCGCAUGAAGGAUCCUGGCCAGCCGUCCAGAGUCGGGCCGUUGGACCCUCCAGCUGCUGCCCUUGGCUCCUCUGGAGGCCGAGAGAAAGACUCGAAACCACCCAGGCCGGAGUGCGGCAGUGGCCAGGAACCCCUGAGGGUGCAGGUGGAUCCCCUUGAGAGGUGUGACCGGGAGCAGGCUGUGCUCCAGCACGAGCUGGUCCGUGUGGCCACGACAGACAGAGAGGCGGCUGCGAAGCCCCGGAGCAUGACCCUGCGGCGUGGGGAGGGCAGUGCGGACCAGGAGAAGCAGCGGUCGGCCCAGCUGGCCAGGGAGCUGGAGAGCCAGGAGGCAGAGCUGAGACGCCGCGACGCCUUCUGCAAGGAGCAGCUGGGGCGCCUGGAGAGGCAGAACCUCGAGACGUACAGGCUGUCAUCACAGCAGUUCCACGAGGCAGCUGCCAAGGUGGAGGGCGCCAUCAAGCCGCGCAGGGUGGAGCCCGUGUGCUCGGGGCUGCAGGCCCAGAUCCUCCGCUGCUACCGCGACCACCUGCAGGAGGUGCUGCUGUGUGCCGACCUGGUGAGAGCCUACCAGCACUGCGUCAGCUCCGCUCACAAGGCACGCGCGGCCCCACCCGGGCUCCAGGGUUGACGCAGCCUUGUGCCGGGCCCACCGUGAUGUGGAGCUUGAAGCCUGGACCUGCUGUGGGGCCACUGUCCAGACAACGGCCGCGGCCUCCCUGCUGGCGCCACUACCCCUGUGCUGGAGAAGGCUGUGUGCGCCCCACUCGCAGACAAAUAAAGCAGAUGUCUGUGCCUGGUG
Dama dama (fallow deer) is the source of this 962-nucleotide messenger RNA. It is a transcript of the gene CHCHD6, whose product is annotated as coiled-coil-helix-coiled-coil-helix domain containing 6. Bases 54 to 791 code for a protein of 245 amino acids. Gene Ontology annotation, cellular component: MICOS complex; mitochondrion. The transcript is spliced from 8 exons. NCBI's taxonomy places the organism in Eukaryota, Metazoa, Chordata, Mammalia, Artiodactyla, Cervidae. Gene Ontology annotation, biological process: DNA damage response; cristae formation. The record is from RefSeq and is a predicted model, not a curated record.